AUGUUCAGCAGGUUGAAAAAGCUGAUUGGGGCUCCUGAGCCUCCUCCUGCCAGCCCACCUCCUCCAGCUGCUACCCCACCUCCUCCAGCUGCUACCCCACCUCCUCCAGCUCAGGAGGAAAAGCCGGCUAAAAAGGAGGAUGAAAAAGAACAACCAAAGAACGAGGAGGAGAAGAAAGAAGAGGUGAAGAAAGAAGAGGAAAAGAAAGAGGAGGAGAAAAAGGAUGAAGAAAAGAAAGAAGAACCCACGAAGGACGAGCCAAAACCAGCUCCAGCACCUGCCCCGGCUGCUGCCGCACCUGCCCCGGCUGCUGCUGCACCUGCCCCGGCUGCUGCAGCCCCUGCCAAUCCAGAGGGGGCUGAGGGUGAAGAGCCUCCUCCUCCUCCUCCUGUUGUUUACUUCCGUGACACAGAUGACACGCUCCGCAAUGUGAUCAAAACCUUAAGAGAGCAGAAGCAAAAUGAAAAAGAGAAAGCCACAGACCCUUAUGCCACUUCGCCAGAGAUCACCCCACCUGUCACACCUAUUCUGAGGAAGGACGACUACAUCAGACUGAAGGAAGAGGAGCGUAUAGCAAAAGAAGAAGCGGAUAAAAAGAAGGCAGAAGAAGCAGCCAAAAAGGCAGAAGAGAAGAAGAAAAAGGAUGAGGAGAAAAGGCUGGAGGCCGAGAAGAAAGCAGAGGAAGAGAGGCUGGCGGAGGAGGCCAAGAAGAAAGGAAAGAUCAGCCCGAGCAUCUUAUUCGACUGGUACGACGUGAUCUUCAGACCAGUGGAGAAGCACAUGGACGGCGUCCUGGGGGACACCUUGGAUCCUCUAGAUCGUCGGUACAUUUCGUGGCUGGCUUUGGUAGCGGUGGCGUUCAACUACAACAUCUGGUUUGCCACCGCCCGGCUGGCCUUCCCUUACCAUAAUGAGGUCGUCAACCCUUACUGGGUCAUUUGUGACAUCCUGUCUGACGUGGUGACUGUCAUCGACAUCAUGAUUUGGCAGCCUCGAAUACAGUUCGUGAAAGCCGGAGACAUUAUUAAAAAUGGAGCGAUGGCUAAGGCGCAUUAUCGGAAAUCGCAUCAAUUUAAGCUGGCUCUCAUCAGCCUCAUUCCCUUUGAUCUUCUCUGUCUGCAGUUGAAUUUCUCCUCCAUAUAUCGAUUUAACCGCUUUGUCAGGAUUGAAGCCUUCUUUGAGUUCAGCGAUCGACUUGAGAGCAUCAUGGCCAAGGCCUACAUCUGGAGAGUGAUUCGUACCACUGGUUACCUGCUCUUUGCGCUGCAUCUCAACGCCUGUUGCUACUACGUUGCUUCAGUCCACCAGGGUAUUGCCUCCACCACAUGGGUGUAUGAUGGAAAGGGCACUGCGUACCUGCGUUGUUACUACUUUGCGGUCCGCAGCCUGAUUAACAUCGGUGGUCUUCCAGAGCCGAUUACCAUCUUUGAGAUUUGCUUUCAGAUGUCCAACUUUUUCAUCGGCGUCUUCGUGUUCUCCAGCUUGAUUGGACAGAUGAGAGACGUCAUCGGAGCAGCUACAGCAGGUCAGACGUAUUUCCGGGCGUCGAUGGACGGCUGUGUUGCCUACAUGAACACCUACACCAUCCCAAAAUAUGUCCAGAACAGAGUCCGCACCUGGUACAACUACACCUGGGCAGCUCAGGGCAUGCUGGAUGAGUCUGAGCUGCUGGAUAAGAUGCCUCUGGUGAUGAGAACCGCCAUCGCUGUCGACAUCAACCUGGCAACCUUCCAGAAGAUCGCCCUGUUCCAGGGCUGCGACCAGCAGAUGUUGGUGGACAUGUUGCUGAGGCUCAAGUCUAUCAUCUAUCUACCUGGAGACUUUGUUGUGAAGAAAGGAGACAUCGGUAAAGAGAUGUACAUCAUUAAAAGUGGAGCGGUGCAGGUGGUGGGAGGGCCUGACAACAGUAUUGUGUUUGUCACACUGAAGGCUGGCUGUGUGUUUGGAGAAAUCAGUUUACUGCAGUCUGCCAAAGAUGGAGGAAACCGGCGCACCGCUAACGUGAAAGCUCACGGUUUUGCUAACCUUUUUGUCCUGGAGAAGAAAGACUUGUUCGAUAUCCUAAUCCACUACCCAGAGUCUCAGAAAGUGUUGGCCAGGAAGGGCAAGAAACUGACCAAAGCCAAAGGUCCCGCAGGUCCUAAAGUCAAAGAGGAAAAGCCGAAAGGAUUCACUAUGUUGGGGAACAAACCACCAACGCCUAAGUUAAUGAAAGUCUUUGGCAAUUUCCGCAAAAUGAAGGUAAAGUCUUUAGACUGAUAGAGCAUUCUUUAUCUUUAUCCAGAGGAUGUUAAACUGGCCAAUCACAUGACGUCACUUUCUGUCUUCUGUCUACAGAAAACUGAAGAGAAGAAGACAUGAGAGUGAUGCUGCUGAGCUUCACCACUUUAAAUGUGUUUCAUUCUGUAUAUUCCACUUUUCAUUGGCUGCUGAAAGGCUCACAAGGAGACAGCAACAUGACAUCAUUCAUUCAUUCAUUCAUUCACGUUAUGCUCCCUAUACACCAGAAGACUUUGAAAAGAUUUGGAAAGACUCCUGCAAGACUAUCAGCUCACAUCUAAAGACAAGUGUUGAGAGUUUUUAGUCCCAGCCUAGUCUCAGACUGAGAUUCUACAAAGACUGUCAAUCUUGCAGGAUCACUAUUUACAAGGCUACAACUAGAUUU
Centropristis striata (black sea bass) is the source of this 2665-nucleotide messenger RNA. RefSeq names its product cyclic nucleotide gated channel subunit beta 3, tandem duplicate 1 (gene cngb3.1). The record is from RefSeq and is a predicted model, not a curated record. Lineage: Eukaryota; Metazoa; Chordata; Actinopteri; Perciformes; Serranidae. Gene Ontology annotation, biological process: monoatomic cation transmembrane transport. Gene Ontology annotation, cellular component: intracellular cyclic nucleotide activated cation channel complex; plasma membrane; photoreceptor outer segment. The transcript is spliced from 17 exons. Gene Ontology annotation, molecular function: cGMP binding; intracellularly cAMP-activated cation channel activity; intracellularly cGMP-activated cation channel activity. Bases 1 to 2259 code for a protein of 752 amino acids.